CACAAAUCGACAUUCAAUUUCGUGAAGAUGGCUGAAGACGACCUCAUUGUCGUCGAUAGCGACCACAUCAACGGUUUCAGAGAUAAUAAACACACCACUCAUUCACUCGAGAACGGCCUCCAAGACGACCAACACUUCAGUGAUGCCGAAGACUUUGUCGACGACAUCACCGACGAUGACCUGUUAUCGGAUCUAUUGAGGAAUAAACCGACGGAACACUCGGGUCUUCAGAAUGUAGUAAUAGUGGAUCGCAUCCCACAAGUGGGUCCCGAAAAAGCCGAUAAAUUGAAAGUAGUUUUGGCCAAAUUGUUCUCCAAAAGUGGCAAAAUUAUGAACGAGUUUUAUCCGAUCGAUGAAAAUAAUCAAACCAAAGGUUAUGCAUUCUUCGAGUUCGAGAAUCCCGAACAGGCGUUGGAAGCGGUGAAGUUACUCGACGGACACAAACUCGAUAAGCAGCACAUCUUUGCGGUGAAUUUGUUCACAGAUAUCGACAAAUAUUUGCGAAUUCCUGACGAAAUAGAAGAGCCGGCGAAAGAAGAGUACUCCGAUAGAGGAAAUCUUCACUACUGGCUCUUAGAGCCCGAGUGUUGCGAUCAGUACUCGGUUUUGUAUGAGUCGGGAGAGUCGACGGCCGUAUAUCUCAAUUCAAUGCCCGAACCAACUCUUGUGAAAGAACGCAAGUUAUGGACAGAACAGUCGCUCCAAUGGUCUCCUUUGGGCACAUAUUUGGCUACAUUUCAUAGACGGGGAAUCGCUUUAUGGGGCGGCGAAGAGUUCACACAAAUGGCUCGCUUUUCUCACGACAGCGUCAGUUUCAUAGACUUCAGCCCCUGUGAGAAAUACAUCACAACAUUGAGCCAACCAUUAGUGGUGGCCAACGAUCCGAACGCCAUAAUUAUUUGGGACAUUAGGACACAAACCAAGAAGAGAGCAUUCAGUGCUGAUCCCACUCAACCACUCAUUUGGCCCAUAUUUAAGUGGUCUUUCGAUGACAAAUACUUCGCUCGAAUCAAUGCAGAAUCGCUUAGCAUUUACGAAACGCCUUCUUUCGGCUUAUUGGACAAGAAGUCGGUGAAAAUUGCAGGCAUUAAGAACUUUACGUGGUCUCCGUCUCAGAACAUACUCGCCUAUUGGGUGGCAGAGGACCAGAACGUGCCCGCGAGGGUCACCUUACUUGAGAUCCCAUCGCGUAAUGAAUUGCGUGCGAAGAACCUCUUCAAUGUGGCCGACUGUAAGAUGCAUUGGCAAAAGUGCGGCGAUUAUCUGUGCGUCAAAGUAGACAGAUAUACAAAGGCUAAGAAAGCCGAUAACGAGCCCAACAAAUACAGUGGAAUGUACUAUAACUUUGAAGUCUUCCACAUGAGAGAGAAACAAAUACCAGUCGAUAGCUUAGAAAUUAAAGAAAAAUUUGAAUCGAAACAAUGCAAUCAUCUAUUUUGGUCACCGGCGGGACAGUUCAUAGUAUUAGCUUCUCUAAGGACUAGUAGUUAUGUGUUAGAAUUCAUAGACACUUCUGAUUUCACGAUUACGAGCACAUCAGAGCACUUCCAGAUAACUGAUGUCGAGUGGGAUCCGACCGGCCGUUUCGUUGUAACCGGAGUCAGCAAUUGGGCCCAUAAGGUUGACAACGCGUACUGGUUGUGGUCAUUCCAGGGAAGACUGAUCCGCAAACAUAGUUUAGACCGCUUUUGUCAACUAGAAACCUCUGGGGCUGGCGGUUGGGAAGAGUGGCUUCUCUUCUAUUUCCUUCAGGCGUUUUUGGAAUUCUUUAUAUCGCGUGUCAAACUACUAGAGUUGAGAGAAGCAGACAAUGAUCUUAAGAACAAUGAGGACGAGACCGAAGAGACCGUCGAAUUCCUUAUCAAAGAAGAGGUUAUAGUUCUCGACGACGACGACGAUUGA
Molecule: messenger RNA, 1902 nt
Organism: Medioppia subpectinata
Lineage: Eukaryota; Metazoa; Arthropoda; Arachnida; Sarcoptiformes; Oppiidae
Source: the annotation of a GenBank genome assembly